GUGGCUAUACAUCGAUAGUAGAACUCUUUCUUCUCCAAGCAAAUGUACCAUGGAAUCAAAGAACACGGAAUUUUCGAGAAAUAUUCACAACCAGUUGCCGGGAUGCCUUUGUUAUCGGAACUUCUUACGCUACAAAACCAAGCAUGCCUUAUUAUGGACAUCUCAUUAUGAAUGCAACGUAUAGAGCACCUAUGGAUAUUAGGAACGAGAGUCGUCUUAUUUUCGCAGAGAGGGGUAACGGACAGACAAGAAUAGAAAAGUUAACUGAUCCUAACCAAAUGAAAUUCACCAACAAUGGCAUUUUCUUUGUCAGCGAGGGUAGGACGGGUCUUGUUAUCAGAGUGCGUGCAAAAGGUCGAAAAACUAUUAACACAGAUAUCAUAACUUCAAUGCAAACGGUUCUUUACGAAAAAUAUAAAAGGAAUGAAGAUAAAGUUGUUGCUUUAGGUGGUGUUUUAAAAAUGACAAACGGAAGUGUGGCGUGUAAUCUUAUGUGGGACGAUUAUGAGGAGCCGUUAGAAUCAUUUGGUGAUAUUAUUAGAAGUCAGCAAUGUGCCGAGAUACAUCUAGAGUCAGAUAUGAUAGCCGUUGGUAUAAUUACUAAUGAUAUGCCACAACUAUCUGAAGAACAGCGUUACGGUGUU
This is a messenger RNA of Acromyrmex echinatior (Panamanian leafcutter ant), 644 nucleotides long. RefSeq names its product beta-keto L-gulonate decarboxylase. Gene Ontology annotation, molecular function: zinc ion binding; hydrolase activity, acting on ester bonds. Gene Ontology annotation, cellular component: nucleus. Lineage: Eukaryota; Metazoa; Arthropoda; Insecta; Hymenoptera; Formicidae. The record is from RefSeq and is a predicted model, not a curated record.